Messenger RNA from Poeciliopsis prolifica (blackstripe livebearer), 818 nucleotides. RefSeq lists its product as uncharacterized. The record is from RefSeq and is a predicted model, not a curated record. The transcript has 5 exons. The coding region runs from base 318 to 605 and encodes 95 amino acids. Lineage: Eukaryota; Metazoa; Chordata; Actinopteri; Cyprinodontiformes; Poeciliidae.
AAAACAACUCAAACUUCUGAAUCCUACAGUCUAUAAAAUACUUUCACCCAUCACUAAUAGUCUGGAUUUAAUGCCGAAAGGAGGUUUCGUGCCUUAAAAUGUGCUAAUUUUAGCUUCUGUCCCACUCCUCGUUCAGGAAUGUGGGAGAGCAGGUUGCAGAAUGAGCGUCUGGUUCUGGAGGAGAGCAACACUGAAGGAGAGGAGAAGGAGGAAGAUGGGUGACUGCGUCUGCAGCUAGCUGGAGCUCACAACACGCAGUUUUCACCCGAAUGUGUCAACAGAGACUUUCCUAAAAAAGCAACAAGAAAAAAAGAGAAAUGAAUCUGAACCAAACGACCUCCUUCAGCUCGACUCCAAACAGAAAACCUGAAGUCCCGAGUUACUUCGCCCUCUUGCCUCUUGUUGUACUCGCAAUGAGUAGCUGCAUAGUGGCAGUGGUUUUCUACUUGAAAAGGAGAUCAAGACUGGAUGAGCUGCGCCACCAACUGAUUCCGGUUUACACCUACGACCCCGGAGAAAACCAGGAAGACUGGAGAGAUUAUGACAAAGACGAAGAGGCUGAACUUUUGUACAAGGACUCACAGCUCUCCUUUGAUGGAAAAUGAAGGCCUGACUGACAACAAUGCAACCCGCCUGCUGCUGCUGGAUUGAUCCAUGUGCUGUAUUGGCCAUCAGAUGGCGCCACAUUCUUGAUUUUUGCCUCAAAAUGUUUUGAUUUUGUCCUUUUUUUCUUACGGGACCAAACAGAUUUUUGUUGUUUUUAGUCAAAGUAGUGACUAAAAACGUUUUACAUAAAUAAACUAAGAAGUGCAAUCUGG